This is a messenger RNA of Engraulis encrasicolus (European anchovy), 4886 nucleotides long. Its product is annotated as P2Y purinoceptor 2-like. The record is from RefSeq and is a predicted model, not a curated record. Gene Ontology annotation, cellular component: plasma membrane. The transcript is spliced from 3 exons. Lineage: Eukaryota; Metazoa; Chordata; Actinopteri; Clupeiformes; Engraulidae. Bases 237 to 1250 code for a protein of 337 amino acids. Gene Ontology annotation, biological process: G protein-coupled receptor signaling pathway. Gene Ontology annotation, molecular function: G protein-coupled UTP receptor activity; A1 adenosine receptor binding.
GCAAGUACCCUGAGGUGGCGGAUCAGUGUGUGGAAAGACAUGGAGGCAAGACUGUGAGGCAGACAGCGAGGAGAACCACCUGUGAAGAAACCAGAGAAAAGAAGUGAAGUGAUGAGCAAAGCAGAUGAGUUGAAAAAGCUUAACUCUCACCCUCGGGGCUCAGUGAAAACAUUAGGACGAGGAGAGGCAACACAGAGUCCGGUUUGUUAACAUCACAAGGUCCACUCCACACCAAGAUGACUGACUUCUCCAACGCCACCACUCACAACGAGAGCCUCCACCCGUACCGCUGCAUGUUCGACGAGGACUUCAAGUACAUCCUGUUGCCCGUCAGCUACGGGGUGGUGUUCGUGGUGGGCCUGGUCCUCAACGUGGUCACCCUCUACGUCAUCCUGGUCCAGAGGCACAGCUGGAAGUCCAGCACCAUCUACAUGUUCAACCUGACCGUCUGCGACACCAUGUACAUCCUCACCCUGCCCUUCCUCAUCUACUACUACGCCGACGAGAACGACUGGCCGUUCGGCGAGCCGCUGUGCAAGCUGAUCCGCUUCCUGUUCUACACCAACCUGUACGGCAGCAUCCUGUUCCUGUGCUGCAUCAGCCUGCACCGCUUCCUGGGCAUCUGCUACCCCAUGCACUCGCUGCGCUGGGCCAGCACGCGGCGGGCGCGGCUGGUGUCGGCGGGCGUGUGGGCGGUGGUGGUGCUCGUCCAGGCGCCGGUGCUCUACUUCUCCCGCACGCGCGACCGCGGCCCCGCCGACCGCACCUGCUACGACACCACCAGCGAGGAGCUGUUCGACAGCUUCAUGGCCUACAGCAUGGCCGUCUCGGUGCUGCUGUUCGCGCUGCCCUUCAUGGUGGUCAUGGUCUGCUACGGGCUCAUGGUGCGCAAGCUGCUGGAGCCGCCGCACAUGAUGGCCGCCGCGGCGGACGCCAACGCGGCGCGCUCCCGGCAGAAGUCGGUGAAGAUGAUCAUCAUCGUGCUGGCGGUCUUCAUGCUCUGCUUCCUGCCGUUUCACCUGACGCGCAGCCUCUACUACAGCUUCCGUUACCUGGACGAGCAGAUCAGCUGCACCCAGCUGGAGGCGUCCAGCAUCGCCUACAAGGUGACCCGGCCCCUGGCCAGCGCCAACAGCUGCAUGGACCCGGUGCUGUACUUUAUGGCGGGACAGGGCUUCCGUAGGAACAUCACCAAAAAGAGCAAAUACAGACACACGGAGAAAAUUAAGACAAUGUCCACUCCUAUGUGACUCUCGGGGGCAAAGAAGGCCUGAAUGGAAGGCCUGUGUAGUGUGUGAGACCGCCGGUGGGGCUCGAUUGGCCUGGGGUGAGGAUGGAUCACACAGAAGGGCAUCAUGGGAAUUAAGGGCAUUUUCACACCUAGUCCUCUUUAAGUGGACCAAAAAGUGAACCGACAGCAAAAGGACUCAGUUCUGUUUUCACAUCAAUUAAGGUCUCAGGUUCAAUUCCAAGGGGUCUGGGUACACUUUGAAACGUUCACAUGUGCAUAGAAAAUGCUGAGUCACAGGUCUGAGUUCACUUAAAUGGCUGAAAGGGACCAGGUGUGAAAACCCUAUAAUGUGCACAGAGUCCUAGCAGUCAUACAGUAUACAUGGGUUUACCGUUUGUAGACAAUCCCUGGCUGCGCAACCCUGACUGCACACUGUUUAACCUCUGAUAGUUGGAAACUGCUCUCGGUCAAAAAAAUGAGCUUACGUGGUUGGCUGAUUAGCAUUUCGCCCCUCCUCAUAACACGAAUGUUUGUAAAUGAAAAACCCAUGUAUAGUCAGUGAUGCAGAAGUUGAGAUGAUAUGGGCGCCCUCUCCAUAGAGAUUUGUGAAUUCAUUUCAGAGUGUGUCUUGAUAGUCUGUACAGCAACUGUGUGUUUCCCCCAUCAGACAGAAUGUACUUCUUGCCAGCUCACUUUAGUGUACCUUGUGUUAUUUUUCUUGUUAGAUAUCUGUUGAUUAAUUUCAUUGUGUUUUGAAUAACAUGUAGCCCAGUCUGUCUGUACAAUGCCUGUUAUGAGCCAGGUAUACGUAUAAGCUUUUCCUUCAUCUGAAAGAAUUAAAUUCCUUCCAGUUCACUGGCUAGAUACACUAGAUAGUGUAUUUUACAUCUUCUAAAUCCUGUAUGGUCUGUUCUCUACAUGGAAAAGCUGUUGUACCAGUUUCCUGUGCUCUUGUGCCAUUAUAAUGAUUCAAGGAUGCCUAAAGCAACUUUGCGGUACAGUAAUGUAUUGUGUUUAAUUUGAAAGGUAUAACAAUAAUUACACAGGGAUUACCCAAUUUACUAGAGGCAAAUGUACUGUCUGUGAAAAUGUGAUAUGUCAAUCUAUUUGUUCCCCUUUGACAUUACUGUGGUUGGGAAGGAAGACUCGUUUUCCUUUUUUAAUCACUGAGAAAAUGAAAAAAACAAAUGUUGAGAGUAGAAGCUAAAGGUAAUUCAGCCUUUAUGAAUGUAACUUUACAAUGAUGUUUGUAGCACGUGUACAGUAUUUCCUCAGUAUGAGAAGGUUGUAAUGGUCCACCUGAGCAUUACAUAUUGUUAUGUACAUGAAUGACCAGUAGGGGGGACUCUAUUCUUGUGCAGUCCAGAUUUUACACACAGAUCUGGUAUAGGCCUGUUUGGUACAGUUGUUUGUGUUCCUGAAGCCUCUGGGUAAAAGUCUUUUAAUGAUGAGAAAAAAACCCGGAGCAAAACACCUCACAGACAAAAACAUUGCAUUGUAUCAUUUCUUUAUUUAAAGAGUACAAAUAUCAUGUAUAUUGGAUAUUGUAAUGUAAUAAAUAAAAUCUACAAUUAUGAAUUGAUGAAUUUCCCGUUUUUAUUUCUCACCACAUUUGGUUUGAGAUGAAAAUUUUGUAACACAUAUGAGAUGAGACAUAGAAGUGUCCAAACAAUAAAUAGGAUCUAUUUUAGAACCUUUUUGGAGCUGAAUGCAAAAUAAAAAUAAAAUAAAAUAGAAAACAGAAAUUACAAAAUACAAAAUGCCACCCUAUAAAAUGUGCUUGUAAACGUUAAUAACAAAACAAAAGCUACGCUAACGUAGCCAUUCUCCCACUACCUCUUUUUGCAGUUUAAAUAAUAAUACUAAUAAAAUACUUAAACAUCAUUAAGAGGAAUGAAAUGAAAAGGUCAGUCUUCAUUUGAUCAAAGUCAAAUACCGUUAAAAAUCCCUUUAACACACAACCCUCUUAUCAAAACCAUGAUUUUCACAUUUUUGAUGUUUCAGCGAUGCUUGUGGGUCUGUGUUGCAAAGGUGAAGACACUCCACAAAUGUACCAGGAAUGAAGUAAUAUUUCACAGAAAUCGUUGCACCCCUUGGUGUGUCUGUGUUAUAUCUGGGUCUGAGGCGUAGUGUCUGUGCGUGUUUGGAAAUGUUGACAUCUGUCUCUUUAGUGUUGAUAAGGUCCUCAUGUGCCUGUCGUUGACAUGGCAACAGCUAGCCUCAGAUUUCCGCCCAGAUUACUGCCACACUGGAGGGGUGCCUCUUUCUAUGGCGAUAUAUGCAGUGAUGUCCAGUCGAAAUGAUUUAAAAACAAAAGAACUGUAUGUGUUUCAGAAAUCACUCCUUUGCAUAACCAUUUGGGAGGAGGUAGGUUUAGUGACAGACUCCUAAAUGAUCACAGUGCUGCAGCAUUUUUUUAUAUACCUUAAUCUUAUUUCUCCACUUGCUCCCACCACUGAUUGUUACUUCUAAAAAAGUCAUGCAUUGAUGCACAAAUGCUAUGCCAUGCCGGCUUUGUAAAACCCUUAAACAUUAUCAUUUCCGAGAUGACAUCUGCUACGAGUUGCCUGAAAAACAGAAAAAAAACCUGUACAGUAGAAUUGGGCCAAAGGUCCACAUGAUUUAAUGAUGAUGAAGUUAGGCUACAGAGUGGACUGGGGGAGAAAUAGGGCCCAGGCAUAUUUGGCUUAAAAGUUUUAAACAUUUCUGAAAAUAGGGGCCCACGAGGGUGCAGGGCCCACCGGGAAAUACCCGCUAUGCCAGAUGGUCAGUCCAGCCCUGUUCCUGCUCAAAAACUUCAUGUGACAGUGGUGCCUCCACAAGGAGGAAAAGGUUAAUAGUACCUAACUGACAGAAGACCCAUUUUUAAAAAAUACUGUAUUUAUUGCAAUUGGGAAUAAGGCCCAAAACUACUGUUUUUUCUAUUUUUUUUCUAUCGGCAUCCUCAUCAUGGAGCAAAAACUUCACACAUCCUUGAUGGGAACAUCCUCCAGCUGUUCCCAGCACAGGCUUCGUCACCUGUGCCAGUAUAUUCAGGUGCUACAUGUCUGGGGGUCUUAGCCAUCUGGCCAGAGGUGGAGCUAUAGCGGGGGCAAGCAGGGCAUUUGCCCCGGGGGCCCAGGGCCCUCCUAUAUUGGUGGUGGGGGCCCUAUUGUGACCUUGGCAGGCUUUAUGGGGGGGACCUGUCAGUGUCUUGCCCUGGGGCCCAGUGUGCAAGUGUUCUGCCACUGCAUCUGGCCCUAGACUAACUUCCCAGACAUGCUUUGUACUGUGCUAGAGUCUUAUUUAUUCAGAGGGGAGCGAGACAGAGUGUGUUUGGGAACAGCGACGUGUGAGAGUAGGAGGAGGAGGAACCCUGAGCAAAAAUGGGGGGAAAUGGCAUCUCUGACUCAGCUCAGUUGGGAAAGGAUGUGCUCUCUUGAUGUGUGUGUCUACGUGUGUGUGUGUGCGUAUGUGCAUGUUUCUGUGUGUGUGUGUGUGUUUCCUUCCCCUCUUAUUGAAUCAGUCAGUCAGUCAGCUCCCUUCUCUUUAUGCCGCCAGGUUGUACUGAACCAUAUAAAAAGGUUGGCUGUUCUUACUGCUACUAGGAACUCUGUGUGUGUGUGUGUGUGUGUGUGUGUGUGUGUGUGUGUGUGUGUGUGUGUGUGUGUGUGUG